CUCCAGGCGAAGAGGCUCCCGCCCGCCCCGAGCCGCGGCCUCCGCAUGGAGGAGCCGCGGGCUCCGCCAGCGGGGUCGGCGCCGCUCCCGCUGCCUCUGCAGGGAGGCGGAACCGGUGAUGUUCCGGAGCCCGGAGCUCGGCAGCACCCGGGACACGAGACGGCGGCGCAGCGGUACAGCGCCCGCCUGCUGCAGGCCGGCUACGAGCCCGAGAGCAUGGCGGACUACCUGAUCAGCGGCGGCACCGGUUACGUGCCCGAGGACGGGCUCACUGCGCAGCAGCUGUUCGCCAACGCCGACGGCCUCACCUACAACGACUUCCUGAUUCUCCCAGGAUUCAUAGACUUCACAGCUGAUGAAGUGGACCUGACUUCAGCCCUGACUCGGAAGAUCACGUUGAAGACGCCACUCAUCUCAUCCCCCAUGGACACUGUGACAGAGGCUGACAUGGCCAUUGCAAUGGCUCUGAUGGGCGGUAUCGGUUUCAUUCACCACAACUGCACUCCAGAGUUCCAGGCCAAUGAGGUGCGGAAGGUCAAGAAAUUUGAACAGGGCUUCAUCACGGACCCAGUGGUGCUAAGCCCCUCGCACACCGUGGGCGACGUGCUGGAGGCCAAGAUCCGGCAUGGCUUCUCAGGCAUCCCCAUCACUGAGACGGGCACCAUGGGCAGCAAGCUGGUGGGCAUCGUCACCUCCCGAGACAUCGACUUCCUCGCUGAGAAGGACCACACCACCCUUCUCAGUGAGGUGAUGACCCCGCGGAAUGAGCUGGUGGUGGCUCCGGCGGGUGUGACAUUGAAAGAGGCAAAUGAGAUCCUGCAGCGCAGCAAGAAAGGGAAGCUGCCCAUUGUCAAUGAUCGAGACGAGUUAGUAGCCAUCAUUGCCCGCACUGACCUGAAGAAGAACCGGGACUACCCCCUGGCCUCCAAGGAUUCCCACAAGCAGCUGCUCUGUGGGGCGGCUGUGGGCACCCGUGAGGAUGACAAAUACCGCCUGGACCUGCUCACCCAGGCAGGCGCCGAUGUCAUAGUGCUGGACUCAUCCCAAGGGAACUCCGUGUAUCAGAUCGCCAUGGUACACUACAUUAAGCAGAAGUACCCCCACCUCCAGGUGAUUGGAGGGAAUGUGGUGACAGCAGCCCAGGCCAAGAACCUGAUUGACGCUGGUGUAGACGGGCUGCGUGUGGGCAUGGGCUGUGGCUCCAUCUGCAUCACCCAGGAAGUGAUGGCCUGUGGUCGGCCCCAGGGCACUGCCGUGUACAAGGUGGCUGAGUACGCCCGGCGCUUUGGGGUCCCAGUCAUAGCUGACGGCGGCAUCCAGACUGUGGGGCAUGUGGUCAAGGCGCUGGCCCUUGGAGCCUCCACAGUGAUGAUGGGCUCCCUGCUCGCGGCUACCACGGAGGCCCCCGGCGAAUACUUCUUCUCGGAUGGUGUGAGACUGAAGAAGUACCGCGGCAUGGGCUCGCUGGACGCCAUGGAGAAGAGCAGCAGCAGCCAGAAACGCUACUUCAGCGAGGGAGACAAGGUGAAGAUCGCGCAGGGCGUCUCGGGCUCCAUCCAGGACAAAGGCUCCAUUCAGAAGUUCGUGCCCUACCUCAUAGCGGGCAUCCAGCACGGCUGCCAGGACAUCGGGGCCCGGAGCCUGUCUGUCCUGCGGUCCAUGAUGUACUCAGGAGAGCUCAAGUUUGAGAAGCGGACCAUGUCAGCCCAGAUCGAGGGUGGUGUCCAUGGCCUGCACUCUUACGAGAAGCGGCUGUACUGAGGACGGCGCCGGCGGCCGAGGCAGCGGAGGGGGCGUGCCCCAGGGCCCCGCUUCCGGCGCAGCCUCCCUCCGUAACUGAGCAGUCCACAGACUUGCACUACUGGUUCCCCGGCUCCUUUUCCAGGGAGAGAGGCGGGGGGUGGGCCCUGGGUGUCCACGGCCCUUCCCCGGGCCUCCCCCUGCGCCCCGCCCCCGCAGAGUCAGGACUGCUCCCGGGCUGGCCUGCCCUGGGAGUCCUCCCAGGUCCCCCGUUCUUCAGCCCCCCUGAGCCCAGCCAGCCUGGACUCUCAGGCCCUGCGCCUGCCUCAGGUCUUUCUCGCUGCAGCCUGCUCCGGCCUGGCUCCCACCCCUGGGACCAGUGGCCCCUCCUGGCUUCUCCCGUAGGGCACCCCCCACACCGCAGAAAUGGUGCUCUCCUGGCCUGCCUCCGGCCCCUUCCCAGGCUGCUGCGCCCUCAGCCGUGGGGCGCUAGCGGGCUCCUGACCCAGGCCGGAGGGAGGUCUCUGCCCCCUUCCCCUGGCCGGGACUCCCCAGCCCUGCCCCUCAGGCCACCCGUCCCUGGCUCUGGGGAGGAGGCUGCCCGCCAUUCUCGACUGGCCCCCAUCCCCAGGUGUACCAUCCCUGACCUCUCCUCUCAGCUGCAGUCGAAGGCUUUAACUUUGCACACUUUGGGGGCCACAGUUGCGUCAUUGUAUGUUAAAAUAAUCUGAAUAAAUCAAGAGGUUUCAGCGCC
This is a messenger RNA of Dama dama (fallow deer), 2494 nucleotides long. RefSeq names its product inosine monophosphate dehydrogenase 1 (gene IMPDH1). The coding region runs from base 46 to 1761 and encodes 571 amino acids. The transcript is spliced from 15 exons. NCBI's taxonomy places the organism in Eukaryota, Metazoa, Chordata, Mammalia, Artiodactyla, Cervidae. Gene Ontology annotation, molecular function: IMP dehydrogenase activity. Gene Ontology annotation, biological process: GTP biosynthetic process. The record is from RefSeq and is a predicted model, not a curated record. Gene Ontology annotation, cellular component: cytoplasm.